This is a messenger RNA of Bombus impatiens (common eastern bumble bee), 1382 nucleotides long. It is a transcript of the gene Rnf146, whose product is annotated as E3 ubiquitin-protein ligase RNF146. The coding region runs from base 301 to 1164 and encodes 287 amino acids. Gene Ontology annotation, biological process: ubiquitin-dependent protein catabolic process; Wnt signaling pathway. The transcript is spliced from 4 exons. Gene Ontology annotation, molecular function: zinc ion binding; ubiquitin protein ligase activity; poly-ADP-D-ribose binding. Gene Ontology annotation, cellular component: cytoplasm; nucleus. NCBI's taxonomy places the organism in Eukaryota, Metazoa, Arthropoda, Insecta, Hymenoptera, Apidae. The record is from RefSeq and is a predicted model, not a curated record.
UGUCUUGCUACUUUUUAAAUACUAAAAGUUUAAUAUUUAAAUUAAUCCUUAUGUGCUACAACAAUGCUACAAUCUACGUAUGUAUGAAUUUCGUAAUGCGAAGUAAGCAGUGGAUGUAAGGGGUUCUCAAACAUUCAUUCACUUGUUUUUAUAAUUCAGAACCACUGACCUGUCAUAAACAACGAAGAUGGCUUAAGGUAGACUCGUUAUCUGUUAAUUCUUUUAACGUUGACAUGAUGUGUGUUACUAUUCACAAGGUUUUUCAUUUCUUUUAAUGAAGAAUUAGAUUUGUUUGCAAUUAUGGCUCAAGCGAAACUUCACUCACAGGAAGAAACAAGUAGCACACUUAACGAUAAAGAGAAGGAAGCUGACGAAAAAGAAGGUUCAACAACAGUCCUAGAAUGUGCAGUCUGCCUUCAACCAUGUAUAUAUCCUGCAAGAUUACCUUGCAAUCAUAUAUAUUGUUACCUCUGUGUCAAAGGUGUUGCGAAUCAAAGCAAAAGAUGUCCCAUGUGUCGUCAAGAAAUUCCUCCUGAUUUUCUUAAUAGACCACAACUGGUAGAAGUAGAUGAAGCACGGAAGGAAUCAGAACAUUUUGAAGAAGAAUACCAAUGGUUUUACGAAGGUAGAAAUGGUUGGUGGCAAUAUGAUCAACGUACAAGUCAUGAAUUAGAAACUGCAUAUAAACAAGGCAAACGGAAUUGUGAAUUAUUGAUCGCAGGAUUUCUUUAUAUUGCUGAUUUUGGUUCAAUGCUCCAAUUACGUAGAAAUGAUCCUUCUAGGCGAAGAAAAAUUAAACGUGAUUUAUAUAAUGUACCAAAAAAAGGAGUAGCAGGUUUAAGAUUAAUUAAUCAAGAUGAAGAAAUCACUAGAGAAGUAAGGGGAGCAGAAAGACCAGCUAGUCCUGCAAGUGAUGAUAUGGGCACCGGAGAUGGUACAAAUACUCCAGUACCUCCAAGUAAUACACCACAAACACCAGCUGGUGGAACAGCAAGUGGUGAUGCUACACCUCUAAAUGACAGAAUGGAACAAAGAGACUCUUUACAUCAGGUAUUAGAACAAAUGCGUUCCUUAGUUCUGAGAGAACAUUUAUCUUCAGAUACAGAUGAUGAAUUAGAGGAAGAUGAAGGAAGUGAAUCACCUUCCACUCAUCCUACAUUAUAAUGACUACAAACAUCUAAUAUUUCCUAUUCAUCAAAUGAAGAUCAUUUUUAAAAAGUUUAAUUUAUUGAAAUAAAUGUGCAUCCUAUUAAAUGAAAAAUAUAGUAUAAUAAACUCAUGUACAUGUUCAAAGAUGCAGAACAUUUAUAUAUGUGAUGUACUGACAUGCAAUCUGUACAUUGCUCUGUGAUGCUUAUUAAAAACAAAACAAUUAAGUACAA